This is a messenger RNA of Dacryopinax primogenitus, 1023 nucleotides long. RefSeq lists its product as uncharacterized. The record is from RefSeq and is a predicted model, not a curated record. Gene Ontology annotation, molecular function: RNA polymerase II cis-regulatory region sequence-specific DNA binding; DNA-binding transcription factor activity, RNA polymerase II-specific. The transcript has 3 exons. Gene Ontology annotation, cellular component: chromatin. Gene Ontology annotation, biological process: regulation of transcription by RNA polymerase II. The coding region runs from base 1 to 1023 and encodes 340 amino acids. Lineage: Eukaryota; Fungi; Basidiomycota; Dacrymycetes; Dacrymycetales; Dacrymycetaceae.
AUGACCGCAGCACAUAUCCCCUGCCUGACGGAGAGAGACGGCGAAGGUCCAGUGCGCAAGACGUUCGACUGCGACAAGUGCGGUUCAAAGUACUCUAGAGCAGAGUAUCUCAGACGACACGCGAGGAAGCAUGAGAAUGUGUACCCUUUCAAGUGUCCAUAUCCAAAUUGCACUAAAGAGUUCGCAAGGAGCGACGUCCUCCUCAGGCAUAGACGACGUCAACAUCCCACUUCUCCCCCACCAAGCCAAGCGCAGAACAACAAACGUCUAGCGCCAGAUCCCUCUCCUCCCAUUUCCCCCGUCUCUCCCUCCCAUCCCAAGUCCCGCCGACGCCGCUCAGGCCCCAGCGCCUACUGGGGCGAACAAACACUACGCUUCACACCCCCGCCCAACGCCUACUUCUCCCCUGGUCCUACGCCCGCUCCCCCCCUCUCACCACCAGCAGACUUCCCCCCAUCCCCAUCAUCCCAAGAUCAAGACCUAACCAAGUUCUCCCUCUCCCUAGACCCAGACCUCCCAGACUUCCCCCUCCACCCACACAGCCUACCCAUCGUACCCCCCUUCCAGCUCUCCGCAGCCUACUCCCCCACAUCCCCGUUAUACGCUCCCCCUCUCCCCCAUCUCUCGCCCAUACACGCACACCCUCUACCCAGCCCGCCGGGGUACGCAGACCUCCACCUGCUAAUCCCCUCCUCCCCCGGGCCCUACUCCCCGAGCCCGUAUCCGACCCCAGCAUCAGCAUCAGCGUCCGCCUUCCCCGGGGGGACGUACUACCCAGACCCACUCCGCUCCAGCUGGAGCCCACCGUCCCCCUCCCCCCCAGUCGAAGAACCCCACAGCCCCUAUCCAGCGCAAGCCGACUACCCGCGCCCGCACACGCUCCUCCCCGAACCUAGCGACCUGUUUUUCCCACAUCAUCAGGACUCGGCCGGAGGUGGCGCAUUCGCUUUCGUAGACUUGCAGAGGCUGUUAAGGGAGAAGGGGGAGUAUGUGCCUAUGCUGGGGGAGGUUGGGGGUCCUUAG